Molecule: messenger RNA, 1402 nt
Organism: Zea mays
Lineage: Eukaryota; Viridiplantae; Streptophyta; Magnoliopsida; Poales; Poaceae
Product: late embryogenesis abundant protein D-34
Exons: 2
Coding region: 246-1121 (291 amino acids)
Source: RefSeq, a predicted model, not a curated record
CGCGCCACGUGGGCAUGCAGCCGCGACGCGCCUCCUCUUGCUCGUCUCCACGUCUCUCGCCUCUGCACACAUGACAUAUGUCCCUCCUCGAGCUCCCCGCACGCCGCAUAUAAUCGCAACGAUCCAAUCCACACUCACCAUCAAGUCUCAAGAGGCAGCUAAACCAACCAGCGGUGAUCUGUAGUAGCAACUUGGUUCUUGGUAGGUGAGAUCAGAUAGUGAUACAGCAGGUAGCUCGAGCGAGAAUGAGCCAGGAGCAGCCGAGGAGGCCGUCCGGCCAUGAGGAGACGAGCGGCGGCGGAGAGCAGGGCGCCGUCCGCUACGGCGACGUGUUCCCGGCGGUGAGCGGGGGCCUCGCGGAGAAGCCCGUGGCGCCGCAGGACGCGGCCACGAUGCAGUCGGCGGAGAACCUGGUGUUCGGCCAGACGCUCAAGGGCGGCCCGGCGGCGGCCAUGCAGUCCGCGGCCACCGCCAACGAGCGCAUGGGCGCCGUCGGGCACGACCAGGCCACGGACGCCACCGCCGUGCAGGGCGUCACCGUCUCCGAGACCCGCGUCCCGGGCGGCGGCCGCAUCGUCACCGAGUUCGUCGCCGGGCAGGCUGUCGGCCAGUACCUCGCGCGGGACGACGACGAUGGCGCCGCCGCCACGGCUGGCGGCGGCAUCGCCGGCCCCGGCGCCGGAGCGGGAGGCGGCGCCUCUGCUGGCGUGGCGGGCAAGGAUAUCACGAAGGUGACCAUCGGCGAGGCGCUCGAGGCGACGGCGCUCGCGGCGGGUGACGCGCCUGUGGAGCGCAGCGACGCGGCCGCCAUCCAGGCGGCGGAGGCGCGCGCCACGGGGCUGGACGCGAACGUGCCCGGCGGCCUGGCCGCGCAGGCGCAGUCGGCCGCGGCGGCCAACUCGUGGGCGUGGGGAGACGAGGACAAGGCCACGCUCGGCGACGUCCUGGCGAACGCGACGGCGAGGUUGGUGGCGGACAAGCCGGUGGAGAGCGCCGAUGCGUUGGGGGUGGCUGGCGCGGAGAACCGCAACAGGAACGACGGGACGGCGAGGCCCGGAGGCGUGGCGGCGUCCAUGGCUGCGGCCGCACGGCUCAACCGUAACGAGGCGGUCUGGGAGUGAAGCAGCUGCCUGGAGAGGAGACACGUGCGUGUCCUGGACUCUGAAGUCCUCGUCUUUUUUUUUUUAGUUCGCUAGCUAGCUCUGUACCUCAGCGCACGCUUUACCUACGUCCAUGUAGGUAGCCUGCGAAGUACCGUCGUGUCAAUGUGACGGCUCAGAACGUGUCAGUGUGUGUAACUCGACAUCAGGCGAUCGAGCUGUGUAAAUAUGUAGUGUUGUACCUUCGUGCAAUAUAAUAAAGUAAGAUACGCGCGCGUCAAAAGCGUGACCGGUGUAAGAUA